AGGAAGGCGGAGGCGACGCGCAGGAGGGAAGAUGGAAGACUACCAGGCUGCGGAGGAGACUGCUUUUGUCGUCGAUGAAGUGAGCAACAUUGUAAAAGAGGCUAUAGAGAGCGCGAUCGGUGGCAAUGCCUACCAGCACAGCAAAGUGAAUCAGUGGACCACAAACGUAGUAGAACAAACUUUAAGCCAACUCACCAAGCUGGGAAAGCCAUUUAAGUACAUCGUGACCUGUGUGAUUAUGCAGAAGAACGGAGCGGGGCUGCACACGGCGAGUUCCUGCUUCUGGGACAGCUCUACGGACGGCAGCUGCACCGUGCGGUGGGAGAACAAGACCAUGUACUGCAUCGUCAGCGCCUUCGGGCUGUCCAUCUGAGGCUCGCCGGCCCUCCGCCCGUGCCUGCGCCGCCUCCCCACGGCCGCGGGCUCCGGCCAGCACCUUCCUCCUCCUCUCUCUCGUGGCGCUCACCGCGUCAAGGACAGCCAGGUGACUGCCCUGUUCUGUGAACGGCACAGCGAAGUCCGAGGACUGUCAUCCUGGGUGCUCAGGCCUCUGCUGCCACUCUCUUAACUCUGAAUAUUUCUUUUCCAAAGGUGCUAAAAACUGAAAUCUGCUAGUGUGAAACUUUCUCUCUCUCAGAUACACUAAUUUUCCAUACUUUGUACUUUGGUUAGAAUAAUAAAUUAUUCCAC
Molecule: messenger RNA, 690 nt
Organism: Enhydra lutris kenyoni (northern sea otter)
Lineage: Eukaryota; Metazoa; Chordata; Mammalia; Carnivora; Mustelidae
Product: dynein light chain Tctex-type 1
Exons: 5
Coding region: 32-373 (113 amino acids)
Biological process (GO): microtubule-based movement
Cellular component (GO): cytoplasmic dynein complex; cytoplasm
Molecular function (GO): dynein intermediate chain binding
Source: RefSeq, a predicted model, not a curated record